UCGCUUCGAAAAUCGUCAUUGAUCUCUCUCUCUCUCUCUCUCUCUCUCUCUCUCUCUCUCCCGAAUAUAAUUUCUCUUUGGUGACCUUUUUAACAAUGCCCUCUUGAUCACACUUCGCCAUUUCAUGUCUCUCCCCACCAAACGCUCAAUCAGCUCCAAUACCUCCACCACCAGCAACCCCACCAGCAGCAGCAGCAGCGGCAGCGGCAACGGCAGUCCCCGUUCCCCACCCAUGAAGAAGGCCAAGUCCCAGGCCGUUGCUUGCUCUCUCGACCCCAACAAGAACGGACUUCACCACUCUCACCAAGACUUCAACGCGGCCACCACUGCCCUCGAGAACGAUGUCGUCUUCGAUCCUUCCUCCAUGGCCCUCGACGAAGAUCUCAAGCCCGAACCCCUCGCCGCCGCCAAUCUCUCCCGCAAGAAGGCCACCCCGCCUCAGCCUGCCAAGAAGCUCGUAAUCAAGCUCCUCAAAGCUAAACCUACACUGCCCACAAAUUUUGAGGAGGAUACAUGGGCAAAGCUGCAGUCAGCUAUCAAAGCUAUAUUCUUGAAGCAACCAGAUUCUUGUGACUUGGAGAAGCUUUAUCAGGCUGUUAAUGAUCUCUGCUUGCACAAAAUGGGGGGGAAUCUUUAUCAACGGAUUGAAAAAGAGUGCGAGUCACACAUAUCUGCAGCACUGCAGUCUUUGGUUGGGCAAAGCCCAGAUCUGGUGGUUUUCUUGACACUUGUUGAGAGAUGCUGGCAAGAUCUUUGCGACCAGAUGUUGAUGAUUCGUGGUAUAGCUUUGUAUCUAGAUAGAACUUAUGUGAAACAAACCCCAAAUGUACGUUCAUUGUGGGAUAUGGGCUUGCAACUUUUCCGGAAACAUCUUUCUUUGUCUCCUGAAGUUGAGCACAAAACUGUCACUGGCCUCUUAAGAAUGAUUGAGAGUGAAAGAUUAGGUGAAGCAGUUGAUAGGACUUUGCUUAACCAUCUUUUGAAGAUGUUUACUGCUUUAGGAAUUUACUUGGAAACUUUUGAGAAGCAAUUCCUUGAAUGCACAUCUGAGUUUUAUGCUGCUGAAGGAAUGAAAUACAUGCAACAAUCAGAUGUUCCAGAUUAUCUGAAACAUGUGGAGAUAAGGUUGCAUGAAGAACAUGAAAGGUGUGUACUCUACCUGGAUGCAAGUACAAGAAAGCCACUAAUAGCAACUGCAGAAAGGCAGCUCCUUGAACGUCAUAUACCAGCAAUUCUUGAUAAGGGCUUCACAAUGCUGAUGGAUGGGCAUCGUAUUGAGGACCUUCAGAGGAUGUACUCACUAUUUUGUCGAGUCAAUGCCCUUGAAUCAUUAAGGCAGGCCCUUAACUCCUACAUUCGAAGAACUGGGCAGGCAAUUAUCAUGGACGAAGAGAAAGAUAAGGAUAUGGUAUCGUCCUUGUUAGAAUUUAAGGCUUCUCUUGAUUCAAUAUGGGAAGAAAGCUUUUCCAAAAAUGAAGCAUUCUGCAACACAAUAAAGGAUGCAUUUGAGCAUCUAAUUAAUCUCCGCCAGGUCAUUAUGUUCUUCCUUUGGUUCUUUAAUUAUGAUUUAUAUUUACUAUUAAAUCGCUUAGGCAUCAGGAAAUUUCUCUGUUUGAGUAUUUCCAUACUAGAAAAUCUGUGACCUUACAACAAUUAAGUUUUGUUGGAAA
Molecule: messenger RNA, 1670 nt
Organism: Carica papaya (papaya)
Lineage: Eukaryota; Viridiplantae; Streptophyta; Magnoliopsida; Brassicales; Caricaceae
Source: RefSeq, a predicted model, not a curated record